Adineta ricciae is the source of this 321-nucleotide messenger RNA. The record is from the annotation of a GenBank genome assembly. NCBI's taxonomy places the organism in Eukaryota, Metazoa, Rotifera, Eurotatoria, Adinetida, Adinetidae.
AUGUUUCGCCAAGCAGUAUUCAUCGCAUUUGCUUUUCUUGCUACUGUCGAUGUUCUCACAGAAGCAAAAGUGGUUUCAAAUCUCGCUGUUCAGGACAUAGUGGAUACUGGUCCUACCUUACCAGUAACUGAUAAACCAUCUCAUCGAUAUCAAACAUGCACUUAUAUUGGAGAUCCUCAUUUGAUUCCAUUUUCCCAACCAUACACCCAAUAUUGGUGUAAAAAAUCAGGCUGGGAAUUACUUGUCAGUAACAAAUAUGUCACACUAUAUGUACUAGUUGACAGUACUAAUACUUACUAUCGAAUUCAAGACUAUGUGUAA